This is a messenger RNA of Saccharomyces kudriavzevii IFO 1802, 1053 nucleotides long. RefSeq names its product Rnh202p (gene RNH202). The transcript has a single exon. The record is from RefSeq and is a predicted model, not a curated record. The coding region runs from base 1 to 1053 and encodes 350 amino acids. NCBI's taxonomy places the organism in Eukaryota, Fungi, Ascomycota, Saccharomycetes, Saccharomycetales, Saccharomycetaceae. Gene Ontology annotation, cellular component: ribonuclease H2 complex.
AUGUCAACUUGCGACAUUGGAGGAGAGGAACGAUUACUAAUUUUGCCGGAUGAAUGUGAUGCUUCCAAGAAUAUAAAUACGUUUACGCUGCCGCCAUCUUGCAAUAUUGCAUCAAAACCUCGCCUUGAGAUCUUCGAAAACACCGAUGGGAAACUUUAUGAAAUUAAAUGUUUCCAGUUUGGUAAGGGGCCUUCGUAUUCAGAAGAGGAGGACCUGGCAAACGAUAAAUACCAUUACACAAGGGAAAACAACCCGAUUAAGUCGGCCUUGAUGGUAAACACAUCUGAUUCCGCCGAUGGUUAUAUUUUCAAGUCAAGCAAAAUUUAUUUCUGUACCUUAUAUGACAUUGCUUUCAGUUUGAUUGGAUUCCACUACAAGAACAGUAUUUCGGCAGAUGAACAAGACUACGUAAAGUCGAGCAACACUGAUGAAGAACAAACUGCCGAAAGAAAAGAACACGAGAGGUUUCUCACACUACGUGACUAUCAUGAUUUGCUAACGGAUAAUCAUGACAAAAAUUGGAAUAACAUUUCAUUAGGCUCUCUCAAAUGUGGUCUUGCGAAGAUAAGCGAAACAAUUGAGGAAGCUGGUGACGUAUAUUACAAAAUUACGCCUGCAAUGAUAACUCAAUAUUUAGCAGGGAAAGUAGCGAAAGUAAUAGAAAACUUUCCUCCAAGUAUUCCCACACUUAAACAUGCACCAGUAGAAAUAACGCAGUGCCAUAAAGUCGUUAUUGCUGUCAAUCUUCUGGUUUCUUUGAUUCCAAAGGCCGCCUACCAUAAUUUAGUUGAAUUUUCGCCCACGACUACUGACACCUUCUUCAAUCUGCAUAUAAAAGCUAGCUUUACAGAUCUCGAAAAGUACGAAACAACCAACGAAUUAAAGAAUGCCGAGAAAGAAUUACUAAUGAAAAGUGCCACGAAUAUUGGUUUAGGUUCGAAUGGCAGUGUUUCGGUGGCAAUGAAAAAAGUCACAAAAAAGAUACCCCAGAGCAAUAGAACAAGAGUGGCCAUAGGAAAAGGUGCCAUUGACGGAUUUUUCAAACGUAAAUAA